CUUCCCUCUUCCUUUGGCGCUUGUCGCCUCUCCUGAAGCGCAUGGGGAAGGCCCUUUGACAACAGGUGGUCUGCCAUUCGCCUGGCGCAGAUUGGUGAAAGCCAGUGUUGUAAAACUGCCGCUCUUGCGAGACUCUUGCUCGCUGCUGUUUGCUCUUUGCUUGCGCUGCAAGAUUGCUGUUACUGCAGUCCUGACGAGCAUAGAACUGAGUGGACUGUGCUGAUCGUGGGACGUCGUCCUUCGGGAUGAAGCGACCGAGGGAAGAUGCGCCCCCAGGGCCCCAAAUCAAGCGGGCGCAUGGACCAGGGCCGGAGAAGCCUUACGAGGCCCCAUUACCAGGCGCAAAGCUGACGACGGAUGACGCGCUGGCGUACCUCAAGGCGGUGAAGGACAAGUUUCGGGAUGACAAGGUCAAGUACGACGAAUUCCUGGAAGUGAUGAAGGACUUCAAAGCUACCAGGAUUGACACUGCGGGAGUGAUUGUGCGUGUCAAGGAGCUGUUCAAGGGCCACCGCAACCUCAUCCUCGGUUUCAACACUUUUCUGCCAAAGGGGUUUGAAAUCACGCUACCCCUGGAGGAGGAGUCAGAAGAAGACCCGGUGGCGAAGAAACCAGUGGAGUUCGACCAAGCCAUCAACUACGUGAACAAGAUCAAGACCCGCUUCUCCAACAAUGACGCUGUUUACAAGACCUUCCUGGAGAUUCUCAACAUGUACAGAAAGGGGAACAAGAUGAUCACCGAGGUCUACAAAGAGGUGUCGACGCUGUUUGCGGACCACAAAGACCUGUUGGACGAGUUCACCUACUUUCUGCCGGACACCAGUUCCCCCUGGGUCAUGCAGCAGCCGUACUACCCCAAGGCGCCCCAGAUUGCAGCCAAGGUGGCUCCCAACAAGGACAUCCCGCCACCCCCCCAGAGGGCGCAACCAAUCGCCAAGCGGCAGGGCCCCCCAGAGCUCGCCAAGCCCAAGGACGAGCGUAAAGAGAAGGACAUCAAGCCGAUGGUGGAGGCGCGCGGCCCACGCGACGUGGUGCGCAAGGCCGACAAGCUGCCGGGGCUCAAGAGGGAGGACGGGCCCGAAGUCAAGGAGAUGACGGCCGAGGAGCGCAAGGCGCACAAGAAUGCGAACCUGCAGAAGGAGUUGGUGUUCUUCGAGAAGGUGAAGGCGCGGCUGCGCAACAAGGAUACGUACCAGGACUUCCUCAAGUGCCUCAACCUGUUCAGCCAGGAGAUCAUUGGCCGCACCGAGCUGCACAGCCUCGUGAGCGACAUUCUGGGCAAGUUCCCCGACCUGAUGGAGGGCUUCAACGAGUUCCUGGCGCGCUGCGAGAGCCUGGAGGAAGCAGUGAAGCCGCGUCUGGAGAAGCCCGCCGCCCCGCUGAAGGACCUUCACGUGGCCCGGCCGUCCCUCCCCGCCAAGAAGGACUACACCAGCCGGCCCAUCUCGGAGCUCGACCUCUCGGCCUGCGACCGUUGUACCCCCAGCUACCGGCUGCUGCCUAAGAACUUCCCUCGCGCAACAGCCACGUACCGCACGGAGCUGUGCCGCAAGGUGCUGAAUGACGACUGGGUGUCGGUGACGUCGGGUAGCGAGGACUACUCGUUCAAGCACAUGCGCAGGAACCAGUACGAGGAGGCGCUCUUCCGCUGCGAGGACGACAGAUACGAGCUGGACAUGUUGCUGGAAUCGACUUCGUUCACGGCGCGCAAGGUCAAGGAGCUUGAGGAGCGCUGCGCCAAGGACGGCGAGAAGAUCACCGUAGACGAGCUCAACCCUGUGAACCUGCGGUGCGUGGAGCGCAUUUAUGGCGACCACGGGCUGGACGUGCUGGAGAUGCUACGGCGCAACCCUGGCGCAGCGCUCCCUGUGCUGUACCAGCGGCUGUGCCAGAAGAAGGAGGAGUGGGCGCGGUGCCGCGAGGACAUGAACAAGGUGUGGCGCGACGUGUACGCCAAGAAUUACCACAAGAGCCUGGACCACCGCUCCUUCUACUUCAAGCAGCUCGACAAGCGCAGCCUCAGCUCCAAAGGUCUUCUGCUGGAGAUCAAGGAGGCCCACGAGCACAAGCGCCGCGAGGACGAGAGCAUCCUCGCGUUCGCUUGCGGUUCCCGCCGCCCGCUCAUCCCCGACUACACGUUCGAGCUCCCAGAGCCCGCGGUCCACAACGACCUGUACAACAUCAUCAAGUUCGCCGCCGACGAGACGUUGUCCGAGGAGCAGAGCGCCAAGGUCAUGGCCUUCUGGACGUCGUUCAUCGAGCCGUUCUUCGGCGUCAACCCGCGGGUGCUCGAGGACAGUCUCGAGGUGGCCGGCAAGGGCAAGGGCGCGACCCUCGCGAUCGAGGCCAAGCCCUCAACCGUUGCCGCCGACGGGAAGACCGUUACCGCGAGGAACGCGGAGAAAGGGGAGAAGGGCCCGACGGAGCCCGAGAAGAAGGCGGGCGUGGCGAGCGCCAAGCCCGCCGCGCCGAUGUCACCCGGAAAGGACCAGAUGGCGGAACCAACCCUUGCGGGGCUCGCCGCCGGCGCCACUCAUGCCCUCGCGGCAAACGCCGACGCAGCAGCCGCAAGCGCAGCCGGGGAGGCCCCCGCUCCGGGCCCCGUUCCUGCGACAGCCGCCGCUUCGGACAGCCCCUCAGAGGCGCCCACCGCCCCCGCAGGGCCUCCACCGAAGCCACAAGUCGACGCUAUGGAGGAGGACGAGAAAGUCAAGGGGGGCGUUUCGAUUGAGAAGGGAGCUCCGGGGCACGAGGAGACGAACAGGAUUUCGGGGGAGAAAGAAGUAGCGGAGAAGGUGACGGCACCGGCGGAGGGCCCGAGCGCGGACGUGAACGGGGUUGCGGCGGACGGGGCUCGGAAGGAGGAGCUGGAGGCGACCCCAUCGGGAGACGACGAGAGGGCCGACCAGGCAGGGGCAGCAGGUCCCUCCAAGGCACUGGCUAACGGAGACCGUAAGCACCCGGAGGGCGAAGAUAUGGAGGUGGACGGAGACAACGAGGCGGACGCAGACGACGAGGGAGACGAUGGGCACGGGUCCGCGGAGGAGAGCGGGGAUGACUCGGACGGCCCCGAGGAAGGCCACUUCAGCGAUGCGGAGGAGGACGAGCAGGACGACGAGGACGACGAGGGUGAUGACGGCGAGGGCGGCGGCGACGCCGACGAUGACGACACGUCCCCUUCCGGUCCAGAGCGCGCGUUCUCGCAGUGCAAGCCGCUCGCCGCGCGCCAGAUCCCGGGUUUCGAGAGCGCGCCCGGGCGGAAGAUCUUCUACGGGAACGACACGUUCUACGUGCUGUUCCGGCUGCACCAGAUUCUGUACGAGCGGGUGUCGGCAGCGAAGCACGCGGCGCGGGAGGCGGAGGAGAAGUGGCGGCAGUCCAAGGACUCGCCGCCGCCGGACUUGUAUGCCAAGUUCAUGCAGAUCCUGUACAGUUUGCUGGACGGUCAGAUCGACAACUCGCGCUUCGAGGACGAGUGCCGCGCGAUGCUGGGGACGUCCUCCUACGUCUUGUUCACAUUGGACAAGCUCGUCUUCAAGUUUGUCAAACAGAUCCAGUCUGCCGCGGUGGAUGACGUGUCCAGCAAGAUGCUCGCGCUCUUUGCAUACGAGAAGUCCAAGCCGACCGGCGGUGUCAUCGACCUCGUCUACCACGCCAACUCGGCGCUCCUGCUGCAAGACGAGACAAGCUACCGCUUCGAAUACAUGAUGGACCUGGGCGCGGAGAAGCUGGAGAUGACGGCGGGCACCAUCGAGCCGAUCUUCAACGACUACCUCACCGAGUUCCUGCAGUCCAUCCCCGACAACAAGGCCUCGCGCGUUUUCCUCUCGCGGAAUGCACGGCAGUAUCUGGCCCUUCCGGAGGAGGUGGCGUUUCUGAGAGCAACCGCCCACACGCGCAUCUACAACGGCCUCGAGUGCAAGAUCACGUGUCAAAAUUCCAAGGUGUCCUACGUUCUGGACACGGAGGACUUGUUCCAUAGGAAAAAGGGGGCGAAGGCGGGUGCUGGUAAGGCCGCGGGUAAGGCCAAGGCGCGUGUUGAAAAGUUCCAAAGAUGGGUCGAAACAAAGACUGGAGCCGCAGCGCUACCUCCGCCCGAGCCGCAACCGGCGAAGCUUGAUUGACAUGUAAAGGUCUGAAGUUGACGAGGGCCCCCUUAGGGAGCCGCCGGAGGUUUCUUGAGAUGCCGCAAGUGACGUCUCCCCAUCCGUACCCCGUACAGUAGGUACCCAUUCAAAAAGUAAUUCCAUUGAUGUAGGUAAGAGAGAGGCCCGAGCGCGUGUCGGAACGGAUGUUCUUAUGACUGGACAGUUGCUUUUGCAACGUCGCCGUUCUUC
This is a messenger RNA of Klebsormidium nitens, 4337 nucleotides long. Lineage: Eukaryota; Viridiplantae; Streptophyta; Klebsormidiophyceae; Klebsormidiales; Klebsormidiaceae. The record is from the annotation of a GenBank genome assembly.